AUGCUCAAAGAAGACCAAGACUGUGCUGAGGAACUUGAUGAGCAGCUUAUAAACGAGGAAUACAAAAUCUGGAAAAAAAACUGCCCAUUUCUUUAUGAUGCUUUAAUUACUCAUGUCCUAGAGUGGCCAUCAUUAUCUGUUGACUGGCUGCCUUCAAAAGAAUCCCGCUCCAAUUGUGAUUACACAGUCCAGAAAUUAGUGAUAGGUUCUCAUACCUCAAAAGCAGAGCAAGAACAAUUAAUCGUUGCAAGCGUAAAAUUGCCACUAGAAGAAACAAUCAAUGCCAAAUCAGUCCUGGAUAAUACCAAUGAGGCUAAUUCUCUUGUGAAAGCUGAGUUCAAGAUAGAACCGAUUAUCAGGAUAAACCAUGAUGGUGAACCGAAUAGAAUCCGAGUGAUGCCAAAGCACGACGAUUUGAUAGCUACCAAAAGUCCAUCAGGGAUUGUUUAUAUUUACGACUACACCAAACACCCAAAUAAGUCUACGAACGGCCCUCAGCUGAUUCUUCAAGGCCAUUCUAAAGAAGGAUUCGGACUGUCUUGGAACACAAAUAAUCAAAAUUGACUGGCAAGUGGCUCGGAUGACCAUUUAGUUUGUGUUUGAGAUAUCGCUGCAGCCACUGAUGCGAAUAGCACAUUAUAUCCUUACAGAACGCUAGUAGCUCAUACUAAUAUAGUAGGAGACGUGUCCUGGAGCGAGUUUUAUAACCAAACCUUAGCAUCUGUUGGAGAUGACAGAAAAUUGAUUUUAUGGGAUUUAAGGCAAGACAUCCCAACCCAUUGUAUAGACGCUCAUAUACAUGAAAUAAAUUCAGUAGACUUCAACAAGACAGAUGAAAACCUCUUGGCAACAGGCAGCAGUGACAAAACAGCAGCUAUUUGGGACAUCAGAAACAUGGCAAAUAAGCUGUGCUCAUUGGAAUUUCAUAAGGACUCAGUGCAUAGCGUAAGGUGGGCACCUUUUAGUGGAACUUUAUUGGGAACUGCGGGAAGCGAUAGAAGAGUAUUGGUUUGGGAUUUGAGCAGACUUGGAGACGAUAGCAUGGAUGAAGACCAAAGUGAAGGGCCGCCUGAACUGCUAUUUGUGCAUGGUGGGCAUACAGCAAAAGUAACAGAUAUUUCUUGGAAUAUGAAUGACCAGCUAAUGAUGGCAAGCACGGCUGAAGAUAACAUUUUGCAGGUCUGGCAGAUGACCCAUGCAUUAUUUGCCCCGCUAGAUAUUAGGAUAGAUAGUGUUGACCCUGCAGAUUCUGAAGACUUAUAA
Molecule: messenger RNA, 1263 nt
Organism: Blepharisma stoltei
Lineage: Eukaryota; Ciliophora; Heterotrichea; Heterotrichida; Blepharismidae
Source: the annotation of a GenBank genome assembly